GUAAGUCCCUUCACUCAGAUUGUUGCCCACACCCUCUGAGAACAUAACACCUCGACAAGCACCCCGAUAGUGAAAGGACGAGAUCUAGAAAGCCAGACUUCCCUAGCCACGACGCACGAACGCCGAGACUCGUCCAAAUCCUGAGCACAGGCAGUGUGAGUGCAAGGACAACAGUGAAACGUGUCCCGAGAUGCCUUUCUACGAGGUCCAGCACACCCACCCACUCUCAACAUCCCAAAAGCACUCUAUCGCCCGUUCCAUAACACAACUCCAUUCGAGCACGUUUCUCACGCCGAGCCUCUUCGUCAAUGUCGUCUUUCAUAAUCUAUCCACUCAAUCUCCGAACAGUGACACGACAUACUUUCUUGCUGGCGAACCUGCAUCACAUCAUCCGAACGGCCCAAACCGCAUCCUCGGCAUGGUCCGCACAUCCUCCUCACGCACGAAAGCCGUCUUCGACGAUCUGGCCGCGCGUAUUGAAAAGGCAUGGUACGAUGCACUCGGAGCACCCACCGAUUCCGCAGACAAAGCCAGCAAGAAAAUGCACUUCAUCACAUUCUAUCCCAUGAUUGCCGCUCGAGAGAAUGGCGUUACGAUCCCGGAUGCCGGAAACGAAUCAUCGUGGCUCAAAGACAAUAUGCCAUACUUCAAGUCCCAGGCAUACGACCACGGUGACCAAGAUUUCAGGAAGAUGAUCGAGGAGAUCGAUCAGAGGGAAGAUUUGAAAGAACUAGUGAAGCAGUGAGAAUCCCUUGCUCUGCCAUGCAACUCGCAAUGGUGCAGCGCGGCUUGAGGUCAAGCUCGUCCCCGACACGCCUGGGCGCAGCACGUUGCACCUAUUUGCUCCAAGUGCUUUCGCUGUAGACUGCUUGCAGGACGAUGUCUGGGGAAUCUCCAUGCCGGCAAGAUCUGGGUAAUUUUCGCUCAGCAAGAGAACGAUCCAAUGUUAUAAGCAAGCUAAUG
Exophiala xenobiotica is the source of this 963-nucleotide messenger RNA. RefSeq lists its product as uncharacterized. Bases 191 to 745 code for a protein of 184 amino acids. NCBI's taxonomy places the organism in Eukaryota, Fungi, Ascomycota, Eurotiomycetes, Chaetothyriales, Herpotrichiellaceae. The record is from RefSeq and is a predicted model, not a curated record. The transcript has 4 exons.